Messenger RNA from Macrosiphum euphorbiae (potato aphid), 1131 nucleotides. Lineage: Eukaryota; Metazoa; Arthropoda; Insecta; Hemiptera; Aphididae. The record is from the annotation of a GenBank genome assembly.
AUGAUUGAUGGUCAAGAAUAUGGUGCUCAAGACCAAAGGAACGGAUCAACAUUUUGCGGUGGUCGAUUGAAUGUGACUUAUUGUUUCAACCGAGGCGAUCCUAGAAAGAAUCAGCACUUCGGUCUCAUAUUAUACGAAGAGACGUUUCUUAGGUUUCAUAAUUAUAUAGCUGGAUUGUUACUCAAGGAGAAUCCAGAUUGGUCAGAUGAAAUACUAUACCAGGAAGCUCGAAGGUUCAUAAUCGCAGUUCUAGAGAUUGUAGUUUACCGAGAUUACUUGCCGGUUUUACUUGGUAGUGAUUAUUGUGAAAGUGUUGGGUUGAGUCUUACUAAAGAUACUAAAACUGUGUAUGAUCCAUCAAUUAUGCCUCAAUUGGCCGUUGAAUUUCCAGGAGGUUGUUUUCGAGUUCCACACAACGUUGUGCCUUCGAUAUAUUAUUUUGUAGACGAGAAUAAUGAAAUCGUAGAUCAAUUCAAGCUGAACGAGUACAUGGCAAUUCCUGAUCCGUUGAUCGGUGGUUCUAAGCUUGAAGAGUUACUCAGAGGUAUGACAUUUCUGCCAGGUCGUUGUCCUUUAGCAUCGUACAAUUUAUUGAUAUCAAGUCGUAUGUUUCAUAAUUGGGUAAGUACUGUUGCAGACACAGACUUACUUAGUAUAGACAUUCAAAGAGGUCGUGAUAUUGGUUUGCCUCCAUACAUCAAAGUCAGAGAAAUUUGUGGUUUUCCAAAAAUUAUAUCAUUUAGUGAUCUAGCUGGCGUAUUAGAUCCUUUUGAUAUUUUGUUACUGCAAAAGUUAUAUGAUAGUGUUGAAGAUAUAGAUUUGCUAGCAGGAGCUUUGCUUGAACCAAAUGUCGAUGGUGGAAUGGUCGGUGAAACUGCAAGGUGUAUAAUCGCUGAUGGAUUUUAUCGUAUUCGAUUUGGUGAUCGUUUCUUUUGCGAUGUAGAAAAUCAACCAGGAAGUUUUACUAAAGAACAAUUUGAUGUCUUAUGGAGUCUCGAUCUUACUCAAUUAUUUUGUUUAACGACAAAUAUUGAUAAAUUACCACGUGAUAUUUUCACACCAAAUGGGCUUUCGGGAACGUACAGUUGUGAAUCAAUACAAUUGGACCUCUCAGCAUGGAAAGAUAAAUAA